Molecule: messenger RNA, 1371 nt
Organism: Neoarius graeffei (lesser salmon catfish)
Lineage: Eukaryota; Metazoa; Chordata; Actinopteri; Siluriformes; Ariidae
Product: E3 SUMO-protein ligase ZBED1-like
Exons: 1
Coding region: 1-1371 (456 amino acids)
Molecular function (GO): DNA binding
Source: RefSeq, a predicted model, not a curated record
AUGGCUGAGGCGGAGGAAGAGGACUGCAAGAGACAGGUUAUUAUUAACGCACCCAAAGCUUGGAAAGCUGACAUCUGGGCACAUUUUGGAUUCUACGAGGUUGAUGGGAAAGUAGAUAAGACCUACGUGGUGUGUAAACAAUGCCACACCAAAAUCAAACACGUAGGAAAUACGACCAACUUCACCAAUCACAUAACCCGCUGGCAUCCUGAAUUGGCUACCGGUUCCAAAACAACACCACAACAAGAAAAAUUCCAGCCAAGAAUUGACCAGUCCCUGGUGUCACCACUACCACACAACUCUGAGAGGGCAAAGAAGAUUACACGCUCGGUGGCGUGUUUCAUUGCUAAAGAUCUGAGACCAUAUUCUGUGGUUGAGAAUGCGGGGUUUCGCCACAUGCUUAAAACUAUCGAGCCCCGUUAUAAGCUACCGGCAAGAGCCACAUUCGCCGACUCUGCAGUCCCCGCAUUGUACAAGGAAGUCAGAGCAGAGGUAAAUAAAUCAAUGCAACAAGCUAGUCGUGUAGCCAUCACAAGUGACGCCUGGACAUCUGUCGCAACAGAGUCCUAUGUAACCAUAACUGCACAUUAUAUUGGCGAGGAUUGGCAAAUGAUGUCACAUGUGCUGCAAACAAGAACAGUUCAUGAGAGCCACACAGGUGUUAAUAUGGCGACGCUGCUAUUGAAUGUUGUGGAGGAAUGGCAGCUAACAGAGAAAGGUGUUGUGCUGGUGACGGACAACGCCGCAAAUAUGGCAAGUGCUGCUGAAAUUGGCAAGUUCCCUCAUGUGAGAUGCUUCUCGCAUACUUUGAACCUGGCUGCGCAGCGGGCGCUUAAACUACCGACGGUCAGCAGGCUUCUGGGCAGAGUCCGACGUAUCAGUGUGUACUUCCACUGCAGCACGAAAGCAAAGCACCUGUUCGAGGAGAACCAGAGAGCCAUGCUCAAACUGACAUGCCCGCUCAAACUCCUCACUGAUGUCUCCACAAGGUGGAAUAGUGCCCAUGACAUGAUGGAGAGAUUUUUGCAACUGCAAGCUGCAGUGCACGCCACCCUGCUGUCGCCUCAUCUAAAUGUAGACGAAAGUGACAUCGUCACCCUCAGCAGAGCAGAUCUGGCUAACGUGGAGGAAGUGGUGAAGACAUUAAAACCAAUGAAGGAUGCCACUGUCUGUUUGUCUGAGGAGAGCACUCCUACAGUCAGCCUCAUUGCACCAGUAUAUGCCCAACUCCUCCAGAGCAUGUCAGACACUAUUGGAGACCAACCACUGAUCUGCGAUGUGAAGAAUGCAAUCAAAACAGAUCUCCUCAAGAGGUACAACAGUGAGGCAGAGAAGAAGAUCCUUCAUACGUCAUCUGCCCUGGAUCCUUGA